AUGGCACACAAGCUUGAUCAACAACGGGCUAUUUUCCGCCCAACCAAGAGCACCGCUUUCUUUGAUGAUGACGAUGAUGAUUUUAGCGAUUAUUUGACAACAGACGAUACCAGCAGUAUGGCUCGAUCCUUGGCUAGCUCUAUUGAAGCCAAUAGCAUGCGAUCAGAUACGCUAGCUUUGGCUGAAUUCCUUACAUCUACAAGCCCUGAAGAGUUUGCCAAACCUUCGUUGCGUAAACAACAUCAACGUCGAGCAUCUCGUAUCCUCACACGUUUGCGCAAGAGACCUACACGAGGAAGCCUUCAAACGGAUAACUCAUCGGUGAUAAGCAAAGGCAGCAAUAGCAAUCAACAUCAAGCUAAACACAUCCCACUUCCUUCCUAUCAACCACCAUCAUUGCGUGAUUCUGGUGUUUACAGCGAAAUUUCUGAUAAGGAUGUGCAACAUUAUCUUCCUCCUCCUCCUGUGCCACCAGUGCCACAAACACAGCAGCAACCAAUGCACAAUGAUCUACAAAUGUUCCCAAUGCCCCCACCUACAGUGCCUGCCAAAUCGAGUGCACGCCCACAACGACCUGCACCUCUUCCAGAAGAUGUGGCAUCUGCUGCUAUUGCAGCUGCAUCACAGCAAUAUCAACACCAUGACUUGCGUUCGGUGCCACCAGCUGCUCUUAAACGUCGUUCCAUUGUGCGUAAUCGCCAUCAUGUACAAGUACAAUCCUCAAAGGAAGCAACUGAUGAGGCUGCAACAUCAUCAUCAUCCACACAUAACGCACCAAGUGCAUGCCCACAUUGCCGUCAACAUAUUGGAGCUGCCGACAAGAAACAAGAUGAUGGUACUAAUGCACGACGUCCUCGCCGUUUAUCAUCUCCACCAGCCAUGGCUUCUGGUGUCUUGCAACAAAAGCAUUCAACAGCCACACCUGAUCACAACACUUUGCGACAAAUGAUUGAGCGCUUGGAAGCACAGCUUGCUGAAGAACGCCAAUCUCGUCAAAAGCUUGAGCAGGUGAUGCUACGCAACAACCACCAAGCGACUCGAAAAAUGGAGCAAGUUGCAGAAGAAAGGAGCCGUUGGAAAGAUGAUUGCCAAUGGAUGCAAAAUCGAAUUGCUUCAAUGAGCCAGUAA
Molecule: messenger RNA, 1128 nt
Organism: Lichtheimia ornata
Lineage: Eukaryota; Fungi; Mucoromycota; Mucoromycetes; Mucorales; Lichtheimiaceae
Exons: 1
Coding region: 1-1128 (375 amino acids)
Source: RefSeq, a predicted model, not a curated record